Owenia fusiformis is the source of this 1222-nucleotide messenger RNA. The record is from the annotation of a GenBank genome assembly. NCBI's taxonomy places the organism in Eukaryota, Metazoa, Annelida, Polychaeta, Sabellida, Oweniidae.
AUCUAUAGAAUGCGAAGAAGUGUUACCUACAACAACAACAACAACAACAACAACUACUACUACUACUACUACUACUACUCCAACAACCACCAUUCCAAUCACCCUUCCUCCUGAUCCAGUUUUCGGUGGAUCUCCGAUUUGUGUGGACAUUAUAUUUGUUAUUGAUGUUUCAUGCUCAGUGGUAAAGCAAUAUCAACGACAAGCCAUUGGAAUAAUAGAGAGCUUCAUCAAGGAAGUAAAGUUCAAAGGUGAUGAGACUUCAAAAGAACCAACAGAUAAUUUAUCAAAAUUGUCUGUUUUUAGGGUUCCAUUUGCCAAUAAAGAAUCAGAAACUGAAAAAACAGUUGACAGUAUUAUAGAUUUUAUGUCUGCAUUCAGUCCUGAUCAGAGAACUCUAUCUAAUGUUGCCAUUAUACCUUUUCAUGAGACAAGCACCAAUACAACUGUGCCAUUCCAAAAUAAUCGAAGACAACUGCAGAAAGGUCUUAAACAAAUCAUGAAAUAUGAGAGAGUCUGCAAAACAUUUGGAGACAAGGCCUACAGCAAAGCUGCAGAGUUCUUUGAUGCUAUUCCAAAAAGAAAUCGAAAUGUUGUUGUUGUAUUUGGUGAUGGACGUAAUACUGGGACAAAGCAUCAACGUUUAUCUGAGCAAGCAAUGGAGAGGUUAAAAUCUGAGCAAAAUGUAGAGGUUAUUUGGGUUACAACUCCAACUAAGAUUUUGAAAACUUCCAAAACUGCAUCAGAGCAAGUAGCAGAAAUAGCACGGGGACAGGAACACAUCGGACGAUAUGUGAAAAAACCCCAGAUAUUUGACAUAAGAGACAAUGCCUUAAAUACAAAACUAUUUGAGCAUUUUGCUGAAAAUUAUGUAUGUGAAAACUGAACAUUAGAGAGAAAGUGUUUACUCUCAAAAUUGAAUAGUUCAAUACCAUAGAAUGGUAUUUUGAGAUCCAAAAUAAUAAAUGAAAAUUGGAUAGCAUUUAACAUUACAGAUGUUAACUUACAAAUAAAACUAUUAGAAUUUUUUGGAAGUUUAAUGGGUGUGAAAUCUAAGCGAUUAGAGACUCAAGUAAGUGAUAAUAUCCAGUGAAUUAAAGUUUUAACUCUGAAUUGAAGCUAAUCUGUCAAUAUGAUGUCAAAAAACAAUAAACCAAAAUAAAUGAUCAGCUUAAAAGUGGAUGUUAUAUAAAGAAUAGCUCAAUAAAGAAAUGUUACAAGUACA